AUGUCUAGUGGAGUGGGUAGCCAAACCAUGGACAUCAAACUACAGUUGGAAGCCAUGAUGGGGGAGUUCAAACGAUUGCUUAAGAAUGAAAUUGAACCAUUGCAUGAUCGAAUUGAUCAGUUGGAGAACUCGAGACCUCCACCUACCCCGAGUAAGGGCAAAGAAUCGGCAUACUCAAACGAUGAAGAGGAAGCGUUUGAGGGAAGGUACCAAAAUGAUCAAAGGUUCCAACGUCGAGGAGAGGACACCAUUAAAGGUGUCAAACUCAAGAUUCCCUCAUUCCAAGGCAAGUCGGACCCCGAGGCGUACUUGGAAUGGGAACGAAAAAUUGAGUUAGUCUAUGAAUGCCACACCUAUACGGAGGAGCAAAAGGUGAAACUAGCAGCCGUAGAAUUCACUGACUACGCCUCCAUUUGGUGGGACCAACUUAGACUAAGCCGAAGGAGAAAUCGUGAGAGACCUGUGGAAACUUGGGAGGAAAUGAGGAGUCUGAUGAGAAAAAGGUUUGUUCCGAGCUACUAUAGUCGAGAUCUACACCGUCGGCUACAAGCUCUCAACCAAGGGUCCAUGUCAGUUGAGGAUUAUUACAAGGAGAUGGAAAUGGCCAUCAUGAAGGCGGAUUUGCGUGAAGAUGGAGAGGCCACUAUGGCUCGUUUUCUACAUGGAUUGAGGCCCGAGAUUGCCGAAGUAGUGGAACUCCAACACUACCUCGACAUGAAUGAAAUGCUCGAGAAGGCGGUUACAAUUGAACGGCGCCUCAAGAGGAGGGGUACUGUGCGACAAAGCACUACUUAUCAAGCUGGAAAUUGGCGUACUUCUCAACCAAAAAGGGAGGAGAAAGCCGCAGCUCCUUCUUACCCUCCAAGGCCGAAUAACCUCCCUUCCAAGGCAGCGCCCAAGCCUGACUUUAAGGCUAAUAAUGCAGCUACCAAACCGCGUGGUCGAGACACCAAGUGUUUUAAGUGUCAAGGAUUUGGCCAUAUCGCUUCUCAAUGCCCCAGCCAAAGGACCAUGCUGAUGUUGCCAAAUGGGGAAAUUGUAUCAGAUGAGGAAGAGGAGUACGAGGGGAUACCGCCUCUAGAAGAGGAAGAGAAUGAAUCGAGUGAGGAGAUACCUACGCAUGAGGAGAUUGGAUGCCUAGUGGUUCGAAAGGUCCUCACUACCCGCGCCAAAGAGGAGGAAAUGGAGGUACAACGGGACAACCUUUUCUACACAAGGUGUCAUAUCAAGGAUAAGGUGUGUAGUGUUGUUAUUGAUAGUGGGAGUUGUGCCAAUGUCGCUAGUCUACUCAUGGUAGAAAUGCUAGGGCUCCAAGUUAUCAAACAUCCAAGACCUUAUCGCCUUCAAUGGUUGAACAAUGAAGGGGAAGUCCGUGUGUUUAGACAAGUAAAAGUGCCAUUCCGAAUUGGCAAGUAUGAAGACGAGGUUACUUGUGAUGUCGUGCCAAUGCAAGCAAGUCACCUCAUUCUUGGACGGCCUUGGCAAUAUGAUCGCGAUGUCGAAUUCAAGGGAAGAGCUAAUAAAUAUGUCUUUACUCAUUGCAAUAGAAAGGUGACACUUGUACCUCUCACCCCAAAACAAGUGUAUGAAGAUCAAAUGAGGCUCCAAAGGGAGUAUGAGCUAGAACUUGAGAGGAAAAAGCGAGAGAAAAGUGAGGAAGAAAAAGGAGAGAGUAGGGCCGAAACCCUAGGGAAGAAAAAGGCAACAAGUGGGUCGGCUAUGAGAGAAGAAAAUAAGGGGAAGCUAAGCUUGCUAGCAAAAGCCAAAGAUGUAAGGCGAGCUUUGUCUUCCAACCAACUCUUACUUGUGCUUGUGUGCAAAGAAGAGUUGGUCACUUCAUCCAUACCCACUGACUCCUUGCCUUAUACUAUUUUACCUCUCUUGCAGGAAUUUGAGGACAUAUUUCCUGAGGAUGUACCUGAUGGACUACCACCGCUAAGGGGAAUCGAGCACCAAAUCGAUCUCAUUCCUGGAGCACCAUUGCCUAACAAACCAGCCUAUAGAAUGGGUCCUGAGGAAACAAAGGAAUUGCAAAGGCAAGUGGAGGAAUUGCUAAGGAAAGGUUGGGCUAGAGAAAGUCUAAGUCCAUGCGCUGUACCAGUGAUUCUCGUGCCAAAGAAAGAUGGAGCGUGGAGAAUGUGCACCGACUGUCGAGCAGUCAAUGCAAUCACGGUAAAAUAUCGUCACCCUAUCCCUAGGUUAGAUGAUAUGUUAGAUGAAUUGCAUGUGGUUUACUUUGAUGAUAUUCUGAUUUAUAGUAGAAGCUUAGAGGAACACUUUGAGCACCUCAAAGCCAUCUUUGCAGUACUUCGAAGGGAAAGGCUAUAUGCCAACCUUAAGAAGUGCACAUUUUGCACUGACCGUGUUGUGUUUCUAGGAUAUGUUGUAAGUGCGCAGGGCAUUCAUGUAGAUGAAGAGAAGAUUAAGUCCAUCCAAGAGUGGCCAACACCUACCUCUGUAAGUGAUGUGCGCAGCUUUCAUGGAUUAGCAAGCUUCUACCGUCGCUUUGUGAAGGAUUUUAGCACCAUUGCUGCACCUCUUACCGCGGUCAUAAAGAAGAACGAGAAGUUCUUUUGGGGGGAAGCCCAAGAUAAGGCUUUCCAAUUGCUGAAACACAAACUCACACAUGCACCACUCCUUGCAAUACCUAACUUUGAUCUCACUUUUGAAGUGGAAUGUGAUGCAUCAGGUGUAGGAGUAGGAGCCGUACUCAUGCAAGGAGGGAGACCGAUUGCCUACUUUAGUGAGAAAUUAAAUGGCGCGGUCCUCAACUAUUGA
Messenger RNA from Coffea eugenioides, 2778 nucleotides. RefSeq lists its product as uncharacterized. NCBI's taxonomy places the organism in Eukaryota, Viridiplantae, Streptophyta, Magnoliopsida, Gentianales, Rubiaceae. Gene Ontology annotation, molecular function: nucleic acid binding; zinc ion binding. The transcript has 2 exons. The record is from RefSeq and is a predicted model, not a curated record. The coding region runs from base 1 to 2778 and encodes 925 amino acids.